CAAAAUAUGAAUAACAAAACCUAAUGGCUAAAUGAUAAGAGCACCCUUUAAUUGUGGAUGGAUUGAGAGUUCGAAACACUUUGGUACUAAUGUUACAUUCUUAUAUCAUUUAAAAUAUAAUAAAUGUGCAAACCAUAUCAUCAAGAGUUAUGUAGUUCGAAUUUAAGGGUAAGUGUUCAAAACCCGACAACAUCUCACUUUUUCUUAUUAUUAAAAAAAAUAAACCAGUUGGUUUAUCAAGUAAUAUUGGUUUUAUCAAGGUGAACUCCACAAAUGAGUUUUUGUCAUCACCCAAACCAAAUUUAUAACCUGGCACGGUUGAAACAAUUCAACCGGAGGGGCUGCUCCGGGCCAUUUUUAAAAACACUCUCGCAAAGUUGAUGAUCCAUUCAAAAUUGGCACUCAACAAGGUGUCAACGUCCCCAGGUAAAUUGGAGAAAUGAUAUCUUUGCAAUAGUUUUAAUAUGAAGUGUUUUCAAUUUUAGUACCAUAUUAGAAAUAUAUUUUUCAUGUUCCAGCACAAUACUGUUAAUAAUACAUAGCCUGGCUAGCCCGUGAGGUGGUUUUUGAGUUUACACUGACGGUGGUUUUCUGAAAUUUGUCAGAUUGAUGGAAAUCAGUUCGUGUAGAUACUGGAUUACAUACGAUCCAUAAAAUAAUAGUGCAGUACAUCCCACUAUUUUUUUGUAAUUUAUCAAUCCCCGUACUUUGAUGGUGAAUUAAAUCACCUCAAUUACUUUUUGGUUGAGUUAAAAGAGGAAGGAAUCAAGAUACAGAAGUAGGAUCAGGAGUGUGCAUAUGGCCCCUUACAACAAUAUCCCUACUCCAGCUAGAUUGGCUUCUUCUGCUGUUGGUUUUUCAUGUCUUGGUAAAAUACCUUUUAGUUGUUAUUAAAUAGGAAUUCUGCUGUGGUUCUAUUUGUAGUAUUAUGGUUUUGUUAGUUGUUAUGUAUUUAUGCCUUUUUAUACUUUGCCUUUUAUGAUUCAUUAUCAGGGUUGGUUUAAAAAAAAAAAUCAUUUUUUCCAUUUUUAUUUUGUUCAAUGCAGUUUUUGUCCUUGCAUAGCUGAUGAAUCUGAAAGAAGAUCAGAGCAAAGAUGGUAAAAUUUCAUAAAUAGUGGGGAGUGGACCAAUGAUUUAUGGACAAGGAACUUCAGGUGGAGCUGCAAAUUAUUUUUAUGGGAAAAAGUCAUAAGGAAGGAUGCGUGGGAGUGGAAGUUUGAAAGAUUUUUCGAUAGAGAGUUGAGACUUAACUGGAAAAUGUGUGAAAUACCAUGAUUUCUGAUAGGUGAACUAUUUUGAUUUUUGAAUAGUUUUAUAUUUGUUUUUUAUUUUUAUUUUUAUAAUUUAGAGUUGUCAUAGAAAAAAAACUUAUGUGAUGCA
Molecule: messenger RNA, 1380 nt
Organism: Rubroshorea leprosula
Lineage: Eukaryota; Viridiplantae; Streptophyta; Magnoliopsida; Malvales; Dipterocarpaceae
Source: the annotation of a GenBank genome assembly